UGGGUCUAUCUCCGUUUCUACCAGCGGCACAGUAGAGGCCGCGGAGACAUGUCCGACCACUUCGCCUUCGCCACUUUCUUCCCCGAGAUCCUGCAGCCCGUGGUGGGUCUGGUGGCCAACCUGGUGCACAGCAUCCUGGUGAAGGUGAAGGUCUGCCGCAAGACGGUCAAACGCUAUGACGUGGGCGCCCCAUCGUCCAUCACCAUCAGCCUGCCGGGGACAGACCCCCAGGACGCCGAGAGGAGAAGGCAGCUGGCCCUGAAGGCCCUGAAUGAGCGGCUGAAGCGCGUAGAAGACCAGUCGGCCUGGCCUAGCAUGGAGGACGACGAGGAGGAGGUGGCAGCGAAGGCUGACAGCCCGCUGCUGCCCGACCCCGGUGCGGCCAGCAAGGGCGCCAGCCAGGAGUCCAACCUCAUCACCUUCCAGGAUGCCCCAUCCCAGCUGUGACCAGCCGACACACCGCCCCCCUUCCCCACCCCAUCUCCAUCGGAGAGCUGCUAACCCCCCUCAUGUCCCCCGCCACAGCCGGGAUGCUCAGUGGGGAGCGGGGACUCCUCCCGCGGCAGAGGCAGGGGGGCUACCUCAUUCCAAUGCUUUGUUGCCGCUCAUGGCCAGCACCAGGCACCCAGGACGCCGUCACCGCAAGGAUGGGGGUUCUUCAAGCCACUCCCCUUGGCGCAGGGCAGGUCAUGGACGUCGGCACCGGCAGCUGUUCUGGGAGGGGGACGUGGGGCUGAUCCCUGCCCCGAGGCCACUGCGCUUGCCCACGCGGGAGCAAAGUCAGCAGCGCUUCCUCACUUCUCCUCUGCGCUGGGGGUUGCCCAGAGCGCUCAACACUUACUUCCUCCUUUCUGAAGGUAGUUUUGUCCCUAACCGAGCGAACGGGAAAGCUGGCGGGUUUCUUUUCUGAAUCCCUUUCCCGUGGGGAGCCUCCUCCCGCCCUGGCAGGAGCUCUCCGUGACCGGUGAGAGGUUUGCCACACAGGGGGGAGAGGCUGCUGGGCAGGAGGGGGCCACCCAGCCCCUCAUGGCGGUGGUCUGACACCGCCAGCUCUGGGCUUUGCGCAUGGGGGGGUUCUCUCCUCCUCCCUCUCUCGCCCCUGAAGCCAGCCCUGCAAGGAGCCGGUGUCCUUGGCCGCUCCCUGCCUAAUCUGUUUGUCAGAUUACACUAGAAGCUGUAAUUAAUUUCUAUGGUGGAGCUCUCGCCGCUUCCUCCGGCAGCAGGUUUUCUAUCCUGCAGGUAGAAUACGGGCUCCCCCUUCUCUUUUCCCUCCCUCUGUGUUGAUGGGCUUUUUUGUUUUCUGGAUGGAGAGGAUGCUCCCUGCAACAGCCUUCUCGCAGCUCCUGAUCCCCUGGGCAGUCCCUGGCCUGGGACACGGGUCGAUGGUGUUGUGAUUAUUUUUUUAAAGGACCACACGAGAAGGUUUUGUCAACUGGGAAAAACAGACGUUUCAGUAUCAAUAAAGAGUUCUUUGAAAGAGUCGGCUCC
Messenger RNA from Haliaeetus leucocephalus (bald eagle), 1488 nucleotides. RefSeq names its product transmembrane protein 115 (gene TMEM115). The record is from RefSeq and is a predicted model, not a curated record. NCBI's taxonomy places the organism in Eukaryota, Metazoa, Chordata, Aves, Accipitriformes, Accipitridae. The annotation marks the transcript as partial. The transcript has 2 exons. Gene Ontology annotation, biological process: retrograde vesicle-mediated transport, Golgi to endoplasmic reticulum. Gene Ontology annotation, cellular component: membrane; Golgi apparatus.